AUGAGUUUCUCACUCACAUUCACUGAGCUGGUGAACAUCGCCAUCCCGCAGAGCGGAAUGGUGAACUUCCGAGCCCUGCAUCUGCUGCUGCACGGCAUCCUGGAGCACAUCCACAUGGCUGAGUUGAAGAAGGUCCUCUCGGGGGACGAGGACUUCCUCCAGACCUCGCAGGUUGUGCACAUGCCCAGGGAAGGAGAUGCCCAGCCCAUCUUGAACCCCAUGAAGAGGCUCGGCAACGUCUUUGACCAUGUGGUGAACCGCAUCAACAAGCUGGAAAACCAACUGGCCAUACUGCAGGAGCUGCCCUCCACCACCCAGUUGCUGGAGGCCAGCCAGGGGACCAACAAGCCCAUGCACGACCUAUGGAACCUCAUAAAGCUCCGGAAGAUGGUGCAGGGCAAUGAAGAAGCCACAGAGAAGACCAUGCACGUCCUGCAGGAGCUGCUCAGUGACCUUCACUCAAUGAAGGCCACUAUUGAAACCCUCAGGAAGGAUGUGGACAAGCUGAAGGACCAAUUUGAAAAGAUGAACCUGGAAAAACUUGAGACCUUCUUCGACGAUUUCAAAAGACAGAACCGCAAGAUGACUGCCUUGCAGCGGGAACUGAUUGCCAUCCAGAACAGGGUCAACGCCUUCCCCAAGAAUGAGGAUUUGGUGCUCUGGAGCAGCCUCCACGAGGCCAUGUUCCCCUCGCCACUGCAGUGGGAGCAGGGGCCGCUGAGGCAGACCACCGAGCCGUUCCCGGAGGCCACCCUGCUCCAGCCUUCUGAAUAUAUCGAGGCCAUUGGUCAUAUCCAGGCCACAGAGCCCAUCCAGGGCACCGAGCUCCUGCAGACUGUGUGGCACCAUGACACCCCAGGGGCCCUCCCGGACGAGGAGCCUGCACAAGCCAUUCUGCUCCCUGGGGCCCAGGAGCCAGGCCAGCUGCCAGCGCCCGAGCCAGGGUCUGCACCACAGCCUGGGCCCUUGACUAAGUCUGUGGCUGAGCCUGCAAUGGGGCCGAUGCUGGGGCCCAGCCUGACCUCUGGGUUUGUACCAGCACUUUGGCCCAUGGGACCUGGGCCUGCCCAGGGACCUCAGCCUAUGCCACCGGGAGGCUGGCCUGUGCCCCCCGGAGGCUUGCCCAUGCCACCUGGAGGCUUGCCUGUGCCCCCCGGAGGCCCCGUGCCCCCCGGAGGCUGGCCCAUGGCCCCCAGAGGCUGGCCCGUGCCCCCCGGAGGUUUGCCCGUGCCCCCCAGAGGCUGGUCCAUGCCCCAUGGAGGCUGGCCUGCUCCCAGAGGCUGGUCUGGGGCAAGCCCUUGGUCUUUCUGGGCCUCAGACUUCUUUGAACCUGGCCCAGGCCUGUCAAGCCCCCUACAGCCUGCCCAGCCCCAACACCCGCCCACCAGGGCCCCACCGCCGGCCACAGAGCUGGGCUCAGCAUGGCCCCGUCCGCUCCAGCCUCACAGGCCUCGCCAGGCUGAGGCCACCCCGCUGCAGGCUGUCACAGAAAAGGGGGAAGAGCUGUAUGCCUACCAGGCAGUGGCCCCACAGGAUGGGGCCCCCAAGGAUAAGGCCCCCAUGGAAGCACACCCCAAGCAUCCCCGGUCUGCCCUUCAUCGGAUGAAGACCACAGCUGCCAUUGCUGCCACCGCUGCCGCCACCUACGCUGCUGCUGCCAAAACAGCGGCCCAGGCGGCCAAGGCUGCCGCCAAGGCACUCAAGGAUGUUCCUGCCACCAAAAUGGCCACCUUAGCUUCGACCACGGCCUCUGCUGGGGCCUUAGGGGUCCUUGCGGAUGUCCUGGGUGCCGGAACCUCCCGUGGCGCCACCAGCUCUGCCGCCGCCAGUGAGGACACCGACACAGAAGAAUACCACUUCACUCCUCCGCACGCGGUCGCCCGCGUCUCCCCCGAAGACACGCUGCCUGCGACCUUGCUGGCUGCGCAGAAGGCCGUGAGCGCUGAAGACAAGAGGAAGGCGGUGAAGGAGUCCAUGAGCUACAUAGCCACGCUGCCCGCUAGACAUGACUCCAUGAAAGAAGAGUUCGCCCAGCUGUCCUCCAAGCUGCAGCAGCGCCUGACCUACCUAGUUAACAUGGGUGCCAGUUCCAAGCUCGGAACUACCGUGGAUGUGCUGCAGGAGAAGAUUGGCAACCUCCAGAAGUCUAGGAUGAAGGAGGAGGAGCUGGAGCGCGUUUGGGGUGGUCAGAUUCAGAUGAUGAAGGAUCACUACAUUGUGUUGGAUAGGACUGUGGAGAAGCUCCAGAUUCGCAUGGACGAAUUCAAGACUCUCCAGUCUCAAAUUAAAAAACUGGAAAUGAACAAGGUGGAUAAAAGCAUGAUGGAGCAUGAGUUGAAAGAGAAAGCCGACAGGAGUGCCCUGGCAGGGAAGGCAAGCCGAGCUGACCUGGAGACGGUGGUAAUGGAGCUGAAUGAGAUGAUGCAUGGCAUGCUGCUCAAGUUCACAACCAACGAGGAUGACUGGAAGAAGUCCGUGGAGCAGCUGAACAAGGAUGUGAGCAUCAAGCUAGUCCCAAGAGAUCUGGACCCCCUGAAGAAAGAAGUGGAAGAGGUCUGGAAAAUAGUCAGGAUGUUGCUGAUCGAGGGUCUGCGAUUUGAUCCUGACAGUGCCGCUGGCUUCAGGAAGAAGCUGUUUGAGCGCGUGAAAUGCAUCUCCUGCGACCGCCCGGUGGAGAUGAUGACCGGCCCACACCUCAUCACCAUCCGCAAAGCCCACCUGCUUUCGAGGCUGCGGCCCGCCAGUGCCAACAGCUAUGAGUACCUGCAGCGGCAGCAGAUGAGGGAACAGCAGCACCUGCAGCAGCUCCGGGGCCUGGGCGACCAGGAGGGGAGCCUAGACUCCCUGGGCUCCCAGCAGGAAUGGGGUGACGGCCCCCAGAACAACGCCGACCCCAGGUUCAAGCCAUAUGAUCUGUCGACGCUCUACCCCUAUGGGGACCCCCAGCUGCUGGACUACGACACUGCAGAGGUGGACAUUCUGGGAGUGGACGGGAUCCUGUACAAGGGCCGCAUGAACAACACGAGUGAGGUGCGGCCCACAAUCUCCAUGGACAAGGAACUCACAGCUGUGAAGGUUCCGCGGCCCCCCUCUCGAAACCUGUAUGACCAUGUGCACACCAGCGACUCAUUUGGUGCCAUUUACCCCCCCCUGUACCCCCGCACAAGCACCAGCACAGCCACCCCAGGCCCCCACCUGACAGUGCCAUCCCGGCCACCAUCUCUGCCACCCCUGCCACUGCUGCCACGGCUGAUCCCACCGCCGCGGGACCCCCAGCAGGUUCCGGGGGCCAGCAGGCACACGAGAUCCCUGCGCUUCGAGUCCCGAGCCAGCUCUCAGCCCAAGGAGGAGCCUGCCAACCCGUGA
Messenger RNA from Trichechus manatus latirostris (Florida manatee), 3366 nucleotides. RefSeq names its product chromosome unknown C16orf96 homolog (gene CUNH16orf96). The transcript has 16 exons. Bases 1 to 3366 code for a protein of 1121 amino acids. NCBI's taxonomy places the organism in Eukaryota, Metazoa, Chordata, Mammalia, Sirenia, Trichechidae. The record is from RefSeq and is a predicted model, not a curated record.